CAUGAAAAUCGCUAUGUCCGAGGGGAUGGCUCCACGAUCUUUUUCUUACAGCGAGCUGAGGAGAGCAACAAACGGUUUCAGCGUGCAGCUCGGUAAAGGUGGCUUUGGAACGGUGUUCAAAGGGACCUUGUCUGAUGGCGAAACAACGAUUGCCGUCAAAAAGCUUGACAAGGCACAGGAAGAAAAGAGAAGAUCUGAGAAAAUGGUGAAACGAGGAGAAAGAGCGUUUCAUAUGGAGAUUAAGGUGAUUGGAAAGACUCAUCAAAGAAACCUUAUCCGGCUUCUCGGCUUUUGCCAUGAAGGCUCAAACAGGCUCCUGGUUUAUGAAUACACGAGCAAUGGUUCCCUAGCAGAUCUAAUCUUUGACCCUGAAAGAUGGCCUCGCUGGACUGAAAGAGUGAGGAUUGCAUCGGAUGUCGCUAAAGACAUCCUUUAUUUGCAUGAAGGCUGCGAGAAACCCAUCAUCCAUAGUGAUAUAAAGCCCCAGAACAUACUCAUGGAUGAGAAUGGCACCGCAAAGAUCUCCUCUUUUGGGCUAGCAAAGCGGUUGAUGCCAACUCAGACAAGAACAAUGACAGAUAGAAGAGGAACCCCAGGAUACGUUGCACCAGAAUGGAAUGGGGACACGGCGAUAACAGCAAAGGUAGAUGUUUACGGUUUUGGCAUUGUCCUAUUAGAACUUGCAUGCUGCAGGCAAACCAUAGAUGCUCGGGUGGAACCAGAAGAGAUUGUUCUCACACAGUGGGCCUAUAAUUGCCUUCAAGCAAGGGAGUUGGAGAAGCUCUUACGGGGUGAAGAAGCGGAGAUGGCAGAGUUGGAGAGGCUGGUUAAGAUUGGGCUCUGGUGCAUUCAACCGCUACCAGAUUCCCGGCCUUCCAUGAAGAAAGUAAUGAUGAUGCUGGACGGGAAUUUGGAAGCAUCCCACCCUCCAUCCCCUAAUCCGAGGAACUGAUCCACAAGCGCUGAAGUAAGCAUACCGCUAACCCGUGCUACACAAGCGGUGACAAAAUCUUCUUGCGUCUCGGGGAAACCUAUGGUAUAAGUUCAUGUUUCUUGCAUCUUUGGAAAUCUGGCUCGUAGGUCCUAUAUAAUGUUUAGCCCAUUCCUACUAUAUAAUGUUUCUUGCAUGUUCUCUGUUCUCUGUUUCUGUAAUUUGCUUCCUACUACUCUGCUUGUAAUUUCAGACAUUCAGAUCUCUGUACAUAGCUCUUGCCCCUCUUGGCUUUUAAUAAAAGAUGGGUGGCUGCUGCCUUCAGCCUCCCUUACCCCCAAAAAAAACUUAAGGAGUCUCAUAA
Messenger RNA from Elaeis guineensis (African oil palm), 1295 nucleotides. Its product is annotated as G-type lectin S-receptor-like serine/threonine-protein kinase LECRK3. Gene Ontology annotation, biological process: protein phosphorylation. Lineage: Eukaryota; Viridiplantae; Streptophyta; Magnoliopsida; Arecales; Arecaceae. Gene Ontology annotation, molecular function: protein kinase activity; ATP binding. The record is from RefSeq and is a predicted model, not a curated record.